GGGGUAAAUCCGACACCGGCGGAACCUGGAGCAGCACAACAACGAAUAUCUGACCUCGACCUCCCUGGACGGUGCUGAACUGGUAGUUAAAAUAGAGAUGGCGAGAUUUCGCAUCACCCCGUCUCCUCCUCCAACACACAUGCUGCCGAGGCUGAUGAUGAUGAUGAUGAUGAUGUUUGCGUAGGAGUGUUUUAUUUUGCGGACAGCUUCGGUUAACCAGUAGGUACCGUUCAAGCAACUCCAGACAAUCGGUGGAUGGAACUGCGUGUUGCUGACUGCCUGCUUCAAACGCAUCUUCCACAAAUCACAGCGUACCAUUGUUACUGGAGUGCUUUUCGCUGCUCUUAUUGCAAGUCUGGAACGGGAAAGAAAUUGUUUUGCAUGAUAACGGUGUGCGUGGAAAAGUACUCUUCAUACAAAGAAUACGACUAUUAAAGGUGGACAUUUUAAAAAAAUUUUUUUUUUUGCAAAGGGCGUAUCUGCAAAUUUUUUACUAAAGAGCAACUAAAGCGGAACCAGGCCCAGUGGGUUUUAUUUUGACCCGAGUCGAACUCCAUCCCCACUUCGAUCGCAGGCACUUCUGUGUUUAGUUCAUAUCUUUAUCGACAUUGGAGGCUUUUUUUCCCGGGGUGUUCACUGGUGGCAGUAUUCAGUGACUGAGGUUGAUAAACUACAGCCUGCUGAGGUCGGGACCUGAGCCCCAAGGAGCCACCCCUACCCUCAAUGUGACCCUGCGAAUUCCUCUUAUCUCUGCAGGGUGUUGAUGGAGAGCAAUUCGAAUGACAGCCGGGACUGUGGUCAUCACUGGUGGAAUUCUAGCUUCGGUUAUAUUACUCCUUAUCAUCGCAGUACUGUGCUACUGUAGGCUGCAGUAUUAUUGCUGCAAGAAAGAAGAGUCGGAGUCGGAGGAGGAGGAGCCAGACUUUGCCGUUACAUCUCGCCUCCCGCCGGUUCAUUCUAACCACAACAUUGUGGCGGCUACAGCCGCCGCCGCCUCCUCCAUCCCAAAUGGCCCUGCCCUUUUUUCAACCCCUCCAAUGGCCAGAAAACUGACACGUUCACAGACCUUCUGUCCAUCGUGUACACACUAUGAGAUGCCUUUCUACCUCCAGCCGCCUCAGCCGCAGCUCCACCACCAACCGGAUGGGUUGAGGAAUGGAGGGGACCGGAUCAGCUAUCGCAGCGUCCAGCAGCAGGAUCUGGACCUGCCAGUGCCUGUAAACAUUUCAAACUAUCGUAAACCAAACCUCGCCCGUUCGGUUACCAUGAGGGACAUGUUCACACGCAGCUGUAGCAUCAGCACUGAUGUUUAGCUGGGUGAAGCAUAAUUCAGUUUAAGCUGAUGAUUAAAUUCAUCUGAAUGGCGUGGACUGGGCUGGUCUUGAGUGAGACUGUGUUUUUGUCAUCUUGACCUGUGUAGUCUGAUCUAGUCUCGUCUCAUUCUACCAGUCACCUUUUGCAGAAUGGAGGACUCAACUGGCUCUCAGGACAGUUUUUUCAAAGGUACUAUGCUCAGGUCGAUGACCUCACAUUUGGGCCAAUAUAAAGUAUUUAAAAAUGUUAAAUUAUCAACAACAUAAACUUGAUUUGUUUUGAAUUGUUGUUGUUGUUUUUUUAAAUAAUUUAUUUUAUGAUCUGAUGAAGUCUGUGUUACCGUACUUCCUUUGGACUCCUCUCCCCAUAGAUAGGAUAGACAGAUUCAUGACAUGUGAAAAUGAUGUGAUCAGUAGGGAUUUCUGUCUUUUGGAGCUGCUACAAACAGAAUAUGAUUAAGAAAAGUCCAGUGUUUCCCUCUCUUAUGAUGGGAUUAUUUGUCUGGUCCUCAAUCCACAGAUUAUAGAGGCUAUGAAAUAUCAUUCACAGCCAGUGGAGAAAGGAGGGGGUUGUCAUGUUUCGCUGCCACCCGCAGACAUUUUAGGCAGACAUAGUGAUACACGAUAACAUUUAAAGACAUAAAGGGCUCACAGAAGAUUUUCCUCAUCCUUUCAUUGAGGCGUGUAGUUUGAUGGGAGGCUGGUGUCUUGGAGCAUCUGUUGAAAACACAGUGUAUAUACAGUAUUUUACACUUCAGAAGAGAAGAUUCUCUGCAUUCUUGCAGGCAGGGUGGACUAGGUGCCAAAAAGGUCUGUGAUCUUCAUUUGUGUGUAUAUAUGUGAGUGUACUGGCAUGUGUGUGUGUGUAUGCGUGGGCGCGUGUGUGUGUGUGUGUGUGUCUCGAUCAAUUGUUAUACCAGAAUUUUUAUUCCAUCCACUUGUACACAACUGGUCAUCCCUGUGUAUAAUGAACCCAAAGGUGGGUUGCAAUAACCUUUUAUUGGAAAGGGUGAAGGGAUUAUAUUAUUUCUUUAACCUAAAUUCAUAGUAAUGCAAAGACUGACCCAAACAGAUUAUAUAACAAACAAAAUGGAUUUGCAACUAUUUUGUAAAUGUUUAUUUUACUAAUUAAUGCUAUAAUACUGACUCAAGUUGUAGAUGGCAGUCAGAAAAGCAAAAUGUUUUUACAGUAAAACACUUUAAACUUCCAAAUGUGAACUCAAUUAUAGUUCUUCACUGAAGUUUGUGGACUUACACUGCAUUCGAUGUGUUGUCUCUGAUUUAUUGAUAUAUGGAUUCCUGGGCUAAAGAUUCACCUUUAAAGGCACAUCUAUAAAUAUUUAAGAGGCCAUAACAUACACCGCAGUCUCUCUCCUCUCUCCAUUCAUUGGACUGAAGAUUAUAUGCUCUUGCUCUGAGGUACUCAGUGUUCCUUCUUGGGAUUGUUUUUAUUUUCCGCGCUUGGCUGACCGGCCUGGCUGGAGGGCUAAUUUUCUGACUGGAGGAACAGUUGGUGACUUUUAUGGACAGAGAACACACCAUUAAUAAGUGAAAUUAUUUACUGUUUGAAUUCAAAACAGGAAAUGCCGGUGGUUGUGAGAGAGACUUGAAGGUGAUUGGAUUGUCCUUUUUGGACCCAGAUACCACCCUCUCUUGCAAAUGGAUGGUAAAAGCUGUACUUCCUCUCCCUUUUUCUGUCUCUGAUUGAUUUUUUUUUUUAAUUACUCAUUUAUUUUUUGCCAGACUGUGAAACAGUGAGUAAUUUUGUUUUUAUUUUUUCCUUGGUAAAAUGUGCUUUCCUGCAAAUACGCUAAGCCACAAUACACACAUUUCUAAAUCUAACUUUGCGAGGACACUCAUUUACAUCCCCCUAGUCCCUGAUCCUAACCAUCU
This is a messenger RNA of Archocentrus centrarchus (flier cichlid), 3206 nucleotides long. Its product is annotated as protein FAM163B-like. Bases 780 to 1313 code for a protein of 177 amino acids. The transcript is spliced from 3 exons. The record is from RefSeq and is a predicted model, not a curated record. NCBI's taxonomy places the organism in Eukaryota, Metazoa, Chordata, Actinopteri, Cichliformes, Cichlidae.